AUGGAAAGGCUACGCGAACUCACUCAGCGGAUCAGACCCUCAGAUGUGGACGAGGGCCGCAUCGGAUCCAUCGAGCUGAAUGUCUGGCUCGCUCAAUUGACGGGACUUCCCCUCUUCGGACUGAAGCCGGAGACCAAGGCCGAGAGCAUCCGCCUCCUUGUCGUCAGUGGAGUGGUACUGCCGUUGCUCUUCUGCUAUGUGGUUUUGGAGAUCUACGAUCUGGUGCUCAAUUGGGACAAUGUGGAUAUCAUGACACAGAAUAUGGUGAUGACAUUGACCCACGUGGGGUAUUGGUUCAAGGUUCUCAACACAUUCUACUACUACGAGGACAUUAGGCGGAUAGUUUUCACGCUGAAACACCUCACUAGAACCUGCGUUCUAUCCCCCGGGCAGAGGGAGACCUUCCAUCAGCUGGAAGUGGAGAAUAAGGUAGUUUGUCUCUUUUACUUCUCCCUGGUGGUGUUUUCCUCCACGCUCGCCAUGGUCAUGCUUCUGAUUGUGCCGGAUAAUUUGGCCGGAAAGCGGUUCCCCUAUCGCGUCCACAUGCCCCACUUCCUGCCACCCAUCGUCCAGUAUCUGUACAUGGGCCUGAGCAUUAUCUGGAUAUCGUGUGGGAUCCCGACCAUCGACAACGUCAACAUGCUGUUUAUGAAUCAGAUAUGCAUGCACCUCAAGAUUCUCAACAUGGCCUUUGAUGUGCUUCAGCGCCAAGUGGAUCCCAACAUCUGGAUGGUUUCGAUUGUGAAGUACCACAGCGUCUUGAUCAACUUGCGUCAGCGACUGGAGCAGAUAUACCGCCUGCCCGUCUUGUUCCAGUUUGUGUCGUCGCUUCUGGUGGUGGCCAUGACCGCCUUCCAGGCGAUGGUGGGCGAUGGUUCCGGGAGCUCGGUGCUCAUCUACUUCCUCUUCGGCGGCGUCAUGUGUCAGAUAUUCCUCUACUGCUGGUUCGGCAACGAGGUCUUUGAGCAGAGCAAAACCCUAUCGACUUCCGCCUUUGGCUGCAAUUGGCACGAAUUCGAUGCUCAGUUCAAGAGGACUCUCCUCAUCUUCAUGAUCAAUGCGGAUCGACCGUUCCUCUUCACCGCCGGCGGUUUCAUGGGCCUAACCCUGACGAGCUUUGCCAAUAUCCUGGGCAAGUCGUACUCCAUUGUGACAGUGCUCCGUCACAUGUAUGGCAGGGCCCAUUAA
This is a messenger RNA of Drosophila persimilis, 1188 nucleotides long. RefSeq names its product odorant receptor 85c. Gene Ontology annotation, biological process: sensory perception of smell; detection of chemical stimulus involved in sensory perception of smell. The transcript is spliced from 5 exons. Lineage: Eukaryota; Metazoa; Arthropoda; Insecta; Diptera; Drosophilidae. Gene Ontology annotation, cellular component: plasma membrane. The record is from RefSeq and is a predicted model, not a curated record. Bases 1 to 1188 code for a protein of 395 amino acids. Gene Ontology annotation, molecular function: odorant binding; olfactory receptor activity.